AUGCAAGCUCAAACGACGCGCGGCUGCGACCCGACUCGCGUCUGCCGGUGGGCCGUAACCAGCAAGGAAGGAGGUCUGGGUGGCCUGGGUGGCCUGAGUGACGUGAAUGGCAUCAUCCGGAGCGCCAUUGUUGAUUUUCCGCCUGCUCUGCAUGGGUCAGGAUUUAGCGGACUUGUGGCCCAGGUUGCUUAUGGGCUAGAAUUCUUUGGCGAGGCGCUAGCCUGCCAAGGCUGGGGCAGAAGGAGGGAGGCCAAGACUGCCCAGCUCAUCGCCCCAGUUCUUGCUGUGCCCGCUGUGAGCAACCCCAGUCUCCAAAGGAAAGACACAGAGAGGCCAAUCCAGGGCAGCGCAGGAACGAGGCUCGAUCAGACAACCAGCGCGGACCUCGUGACAGCUGUCAUCAAUGUCAGCAAUUUGAAUGACUGGGACACCAAUAAUACCACACUCCGGGCGCCCAAGACGAUCACCCCUGUCGCCGAGACCAAGGACCUUCUCGAUCCAGGAAAGCCUCGGAUUUCUCGCAUGGCCUUCCCAAAGACCGAUGGGCCAAAUUGCAGCCAAGACCCCCAGUUUGCACAUAAACUUCUGCCAGCAGAGCAUGUGACGGCGCUGCCCCUUCAGUGCCACGGCGCCAAGCUGGAGCAGGACGAGACGACUCACCGAUAG
This is a messenger RNA of Gaeumannomyces tritici R3-111a-1, 666 nucleotides long. RefSeq lists its product as hypothetical. Bases 1 to 666 code for a protein of 221 amino acids. The transcript is spliced from 4 exons. Lineage: Eukaryota; Fungi; Ascomycota; Sordariomycetes; Magnaporthales; Magnaporthaceae. The record is from RefSeq and is a predicted model, not a curated record.